AUGUCAUUCAGAUCCCAGACUGUGGAGCAGCAGAACCUCUGCCAUCAGUUCUCGGAGAUCACGCAAGCAAGUCCUGAAGUUGCAGCGAGCAUCCUGAGGAAGUGCAAAUGGAACAUCCGACAGGCAAUCGAGGUGUACUGGGAGAGCGCCGACUUCUGCUCUCCCGCUGUUGACAGCUCGGCCAUCGAAGCGCUGUUUGACAAGUACAAGGACUCGGACGACAACGCCAUAGGCGUUGACGGUCUGAUCAACUUCUGCAACGACCUGGAGAUUCCUCCCGACGACCUGCGGAUGCUUUACUUCUGUUACAACCUCAAGGCCAAGAGCGCGGUAAGAUGGACCAACGCGGAGUUCGUGCAAGGCCUCAAGCACAUGCGGUCUGAGCUUUCAAGUCCCAGCAAAUUCAAAGAUUUCUACGCGUACGCCUUCGACAUCUCUCGACAAGAUGGGCAGAAGGUUCUUGACCUACAAACAGCCAUACAGCUUUGGAGGAUGUUGUUAGAGGGACGAUUCGAUCAUCUGGACCUAUGGUGUGAAUACCUCGAGAAAGUGUACAACAAGGCGAUUACCAAAGACACCUGGCAACUCACCCUUGAGUUCUCGCAAACUGUGAAUGAGGACUUCUCAAACAUCGACCUGGAAAACAGCGCGUGGCCAGUGGUGAUUGACGAGUUUGUUGAGUAUUGCAGAGCCAAGGUGCCCUCGUAA
Guillardia theta CCMP2712 is the source of this 708-nucleotide messenger RNA. RefSeq lists its product as hypothetical. The transcript is spliced from 9 exons. The coding region runs from base 1 to 708 and encodes 235 amino acids. The record is from RefSeq and is a predicted model, not a curated record. Gene Ontology annotation, molecular function: ubiquitin-like protein binding; ubiquitin conjugating enzyme binding; cullin family protein binding. Lineage: Eukaryota; Cryptophyceae; Pyrenomonadales; Geminigeraceae. Gene Ontology annotation, cellular component: ubiquitin ligase complex. Gene Ontology annotation, biological process: positive regulation of ubiquitin-protein transferase activity; protein neddylation.